AUGCCGGGACAAAAAUUGAAAUUUGUGACGGUUGGCAAUAUAUCUCGUCGAAAAUAUUUAGUUGAAGAAAAACAACAAUCAGAAGAAUAUCUAAUAAGAACAGUCGUGUUUUAUGUUAAAGAUUUUGCUUAUGAAACGUCACAAAUACUCUACAAAGUUUUAUUAAAUCAUGUGAGUAGUUUAUUGCAAACAAUUGAUGUUUAUCAAAUUAUACAAAUACAAACAAUUAAUAAUACUAAAAGUUAUUCUAUUGUUAUUGGAUAA
Rotaria sordida is the source of this 264-nucleotide messenger RNA. Lineage: Eukaryota; Metazoa; Rotifera; Eurotatoria; Philodinida; Philodinidae. The record is from the annotation of a GenBank genome assembly.